Molecule: messenger RNA, 5204 nt
Organism: Hemicordylus capensis (graceful crag lizard)
Lineage: Eukaryota; Metazoa; Chordata; Lepidosauria; Squamata; Cordylidae
Gene: ARHGAP1
Product: Rho GTPase activating protein 1
Exons: 14
Coding region: 385-1716 (443 amino acids)
Biological process (GO): small GTPase-mediated signal transduction; negative regulation of endocytic recycling
Cellular component (GO): cytoplasm
Molecular function (GO): GTPase activator activity
Source: RefSeq, a predicted model, not a curated record
ACCCGCCGCUGCCUCCAGCUCUGGCUGGGGAGUGUGCGGGGGUAACUUACUCCUCUCCAUAACGGCGAGUGGGAGGCUCUCAAACCGCGGAACGUUUCGCUCGGCGAGCCUUCGUUGCACCCGGACGGGUUUUUCCCGGCCGUCGCAGUCGUCGAAAGGAGGCGGGACAGCGUUCACAUGGAGACCAUUCCGUUUUCCGGUUCGGAGGCGGAUGUUUGCGCAGGGACUUGACAGGCGGGAGUGGCUGCUGGUGAGCAAAGGCGUUCGAGGAGAGGGAGUGGGUAGUGCCGCGAAGAUACUCGGUACUGGGUGUAUGCUGGGAGCGUCGGAGGCCGAGGUCUUUCUACCUAGGUUCAGGAGCUGAACAGCUAAAGUUUGGGAGACAUGGAGCCUUAUCCAGACCUACAGGAAGAUCUGGAGGAUACUAAUGAAUCCCUUAACCAGCUGAAAUUGGCCUCUUUAGAUGAUAAGAACUGGCCACCAGAUGAAGUGCCUGUUUUCCCCAAACCAGAUGACACCAAGGGUUCUCCUGAUCCUGUCACUCACUUGCGGUGGGAUGACCCAUACUAUGACAUCGCUAGGCACCAGAUUGUGGAAGUGGCAGGGCAGGGUGCACUUCAUGGGGCUCGGUCAGGUGAUGACAAGUAUGGGCGGAAAGUAAUUUUGUUCAGUGCCUGUCGGAUGCCUCCCAGCCAUCAGCUUGAUCAUGUGAAACUAUUGAGCUACUUGAAGUACACAUUGGACCAGUAUGUGGAGAGUGACUACACUCUUGUGUAUCUGCACCAUGGCCUGACCAGUGAAAACAAACCAUCCCUGAGCUGGCUGCGGGAUGCCUACCGGGAAUUUGACCGCAAAUACAAAAAGAACAUUAAAGCAUUGUAUAUUGUGCAUCCAACCAUGUUCAUCAAGACACUGCUGAUUCUCUUCAAGCCCUUGAUCAGCUUUAAGUUUGGACGGAAGAUUUUCUAUGCAAACUACUUGAGUGACCUGGAGGAGCAUAUGAAGCUGGAGCAACUGGGGAUUCCAAGCCAAGUGCUAAAGUAUGAUGAGUAUCUGAGGUCAUUGCAAAAGCCCUCUGCAGUGCCUCAGAGGGUAACACCACCCCGCCCACCCCUGCCAAAUCAACAGUUUGGAGUCUCUCUUCAGCACUUAAGGGAGAAGAGCUCGGACCAAAAUCUGAUCCCAUUGGUGGUCAGAGAAACAAUUGCCUAUUUACAAGAGCAUGCUCUUAACACAGAGGGGAUUUUCCGGCGAUCAGCAAACACACAGACCGUCAGAGAGGUACAGCAAAAAUACAAUAUGGGACUUCCUGUGGACUUCUUGCAAUACGAGGAUGUGCACCUCCCUGCUGUGAUUCUCAAGACCUUCUUGCGGGACUUGCCUGAGCCACUCCUCACCUUUAGCUUCUACAGCGACGUGGUCAAUUUCUACAGUGUGGAGGAAGAAAAACGUGUGGAUAUUGUUCGCAAAACACUCCAGACUCUCCCAGAGGAAAACUACCAAGUUCUGUGUUCGUUGGUGACCUUCCUUGUGCAGGUUUCAGCUAACAGUGACAUCAACAAGAUGACCAAUACUAAUCUGGCAGUGGUUUUUGGCCCAAACCUGCUGUGGGCUAAAGAUGCAGCCAUAACACUCAAAGCCAUCAAUCCUAUCAACACCUUCACCAAGUUCCUGCUGGACAACCAGAGGGAGCUUUUCCAGAGCCUGGAGGCUUGACUCAGAUUCUGUCUCUGCCUAGCACACUAUGUGUCCACUGUGACCACCACUUUUCCUCUCCCUCCUUUUCCUUUCUACCUUGUCUUGGAGCCGUGGCCAAGUCUGGAGAAGCUCCAGAUGAAAAGCAGAGUGUAAAAGGGCUGUGGAGAUGGCACAGUUGAGUGUGUGAGUUGAGAGCGCGUGCGUGAGUGAGUGAGAGAGAAGUAGGUGGGAAGCUGGCCUCCCCAUCCCCGGAAAUGGUCUUGGCUGUUCUAUCUGGGAUGCCAGAGACCAGGCUGCUCUUAGGCUGUCAUUUCCUUGCUUUUCUUCCACAAACUGCUCUCAUCAAAAGGCUCUUUUUUGGACCCCAGCAGAAUCCUCACCUCUUGGUGCCUGUGUAACCUGGACUAAAAUUUGUUGUUGCAGCAGCCCUUGGGUAGGGGGGAAGUCAGUUUCAGGUUUUCUUCUUUGAUCCAAAUUGGUUCUUCACAUGUCCUCAGAUCAGGCUAGUCAGGCAGUUCUGUGUAUUCCCUAGUUUUGGAAGGCAGCAUCUGCAGUUGAGCACAACCUGCUUCUUACUCUUGAUGGAAAGGAUGACUCCUUAUUUCUGGGCCACAGUACCUUGCCAGAGAAGUUGGCACUGAUCUGGGAGUACCCAAACUGAAAGAGUUUGGUUUGUCCUUUUCAAGGAUCUCUAGUACUUGCUGUAGAUGCCAUUACCAUUUCCCUGAGAUGAAGUUCAUUGCCUCAGAUUUUAUGGAGCCUGUUUACUACUCGGAUGGUAAUUACCUUUUAUAAUGCCCUUUAGCAGAAAGACUCGACCAGCACGGUUUCUCCAAACCUGGUCUUGCCAGUAAGCUUUUCCUAUUUAACUGGGAACGUUUGUUUUCCCCUAAGUGAAUCAGUAAGGAUCAUGCAGGGGAUGUGUGCCCUGGUAGUAGUAGCUCCUUGAACUGCCAAAUCCCAGAUUCCACACUGCCCAUUCCUGUGACUGAAGCACGGUGUUGAUGCAGGCAAGCAUCUGUGUUCCUGGCUGUGUCUGCCAUUACACUGGGAUUAGAGCUUCCUCAAACAAAACCUGCUCACUGAAACCAAACCUCCUGCUGGAGCCUCCCUGCCUGGGUUAUUGGGCUCUGCUAGGGAGAGUCUCUUAAGUUGAGGGAGAGUGAGCUUUCUCAUGCAAGGAUCACUAUCUACCCGUUUGCACCUUGUUGGAUUGGUACAUUAUUCUCUAACAUUGCCAAAAUGGAUAUGAUGUACCCUGUUUCCUUGGCACUUGCAAAUAGCAUAGCGGUGCUCUUUCUCCAUCUGGAGAGGGGUGAUGCGGCCCCCACAGUAUGGCUGACUAGUUGCUCAUUCAUAUGAAUUAUUCGCCCUUCAGAUCGGGAAGUUGAGCCAGCCUGGCUUCUAAACCAGGCUUUGCUAUUGCCUGAAGCACAGAUGUUCUAAACCAAUCUUGUUUUUAUAAAAGAAUAGUUUCCUACUGGACCUGUAGUAGCCUCUACUUUUUAAUACAUUUUUGUCAGGAUACAUUUUCAUGAUAUCUUGCCGCCAUCUGUCUUACGGCUAUUUUUCUGUCCUCAGCCUAUAAAUUGACUCCAUGAAAUGGCAACAUUGGAGUUCACAGGAUUGUAUAGAAGUUGGCAAUGGCUCUUACAUAAACCCCAGAACCUUGUGCCGCCUUGUCUCAAGAAGGUUACAAGGAAAGUAGCAAGAAGGUAUUUUGUAAAAGUUUAAUUGGCUAAUGUGUUAAACUGAAGCAAGGUUUAAAUGAUCAAUGAGCACUAACGAAGGCACCAAUAUUAUGAAAAUCUAUAGCUGAGCUGUGUCUGGUUAAUUGGCUCCAGCUGUCUCCUUACAAAUUUUGGAAUAACUUGGAAAAAAAGGGAUUCCAAAAAUAAUCAGGAAUGCAUGGGAAUGGUAAAUCAAGACCAUGAAGUGCUGUGUGAGUGAGUAGGACACAGUCUUCAUUCUGCUAUCAGUCUGUGUAUUAGAAUAGGAGGUUGGUUUCAAGCCCAGAACGUAAUAUAGUGCUCUUGGUGAGAUGUCUGAUUUCCUAUUUAACUUUGUUUUCUUGGUGGUUAGAAGCCUGUGGGCCUGUUUGGGGUGCCUUGCUUGACAGCUGCUGUCUAAUCUGCCACUUGGCGGUUUACUGUGGUGAAUCUAGGCUUCAGUCUUGGGUCCUGUUGCAAGCUACAGGAUUGUUGGUUUGCCCUUAUUCAAGAUUCCCUGGUGGAAAGGAAGAACUGGUUUCCAUGGAAACAUACACUAGAAAAGUCGAGGCCCAGGGCUGCAGGUUCAGUUCUGUUCCCCCAACACUAACUUCUGGGCUGCUUUCAAGAUUUAGAGCAGAGCUAGUGCAGCCCGUGGAAAUGAGGCUCAGGUCAACAGGGCAUAAGCAGUGUGUCUUGGUAAAUGGCUGCCCAGUAACAUUGUUCAAAAUUCUACACGUUUCAGACUCUGGAGUAUGAUCUCUCCCCCCUCCCCCGCCCCGUCACAUUGCAGACCUCUGUAUUUCUAGGUACUGCACAUAAUGAGUGCAUUCACAGAGUCCUGGAAGUGAGCCAGUGUAAAUAGCUCUCUUAUUUUCACCACUCUGCUGGGGGUGCCAGGAAGCCUGGGGCAUGCACAUAACAGUGAUUGCUUUGCCUCUUCCCUCCCCCACCCCCAUCAUCCUUCUUUCUCCUCUGCCUUUUUCAAAUCUAUUACCACUGUGGCCAGGCUAUGAAGCCAUGUGCUGGACCGGCAACGUUCUGAGUCUUUGCCUGCGAAUUCGGGACUACAUUCCCUUCCACAUCUUGAUUGCUUCCAAGUGUGCACAGAUGUCUGGAUUAGAGUGGUGGUAGGCAACCAGACAGGCAGUUGGAAUCACUAGAGGACCAGCAUCUCAUGGGGCCAGUUGUGUUCUUCCCUUCUCUUCCUCUUAGUAGAAGCUGAUGGCUGGUUAGAUGGCCAUGGCUGUAUACUCUGUCCUGUGUCCCUCCAGUGGUACACUUACUUGCCCCCCCCCUUCUUGCUGCUUAGCUUCCAUGUUCUAUAUUGGCCACAGUACUUCUGUGGGUGGAGCCCUCUGUCUCCACUAUGUCCCUUGCUUGCCUGAUAAAAGCUCAUUGGUGUCUUGGUGUCCCCUGAACACAUUCUGUGCCCUUGACUCUAGCAGUCAGUCUUGUGUCUGUACUGGGAACAGUGCGUGUGGUUGAUGCAGCUGAUGCCGAGGCCAGCUGGAUGCCUUAUGGUAACUGUCUCUGACUCAGCAGAGGUCUUUGGCCAAAUGGUCCCUAGUUCUGUGCUCUAGCACUGGGACCCUUCUGCACUUGUUUACAGCUUUUGCUUUUUGUUGCUGUUAUCCCCUGCAUUUUUUUCAUUUUCAUGAUUGAUGUUUAUUGGGAUCAGGGCUGGGGUUUUUACUGUGACAUUAAUUCACAACCAUGUUUAUUUCCUUCUAAUUGGUACCAAUCUUGUAUUUCACAGUUUGCACUUUUUGUACUUCAAUAAAAACCCAAAGCCAA